Messenger RNA from Pristis pectinata (smalltooth sawfish), 4374 nucleotides. RefSeq names its product mitogen-activated protein kinase kinase kinase 19 (gene map3k19). The transcript has 13 exons. Gene Ontology annotation, molecular function: ATP binding; protein kinase activity. Gene Ontology annotation, biological process: protein phosphorylation. NCBI's taxonomy places the organism in Eukaryota, Metazoa, Chordata, Chondrichthyes, Rhinopristiformes, Pristidae. The coding region runs from base 7 to 4374 and encodes 1455 amino acids. The record is from RefSeq and is a predicted model, not a curated record.
UGAAAAAUGGACAAAAUCAAUCCAACGCUUGACUGCUUAGUCAUUGCAUCAAAGGGCAGCCUGGAAACAAGAGUACAAAGUCAAAUGCAGACUGAAGAAACCACAUCUAUGAGUAUUGAUCCAGAACUCCAUAAUACAGACUGCAGAUCUCCAACUGGACCAGUUCAGCAAACCUCUGCAGAAGAUGUGGACAUAUUGGAAAAACUGGGAGAUCUUACUACAACAGAACAUGGGCCAGUGAAAAUGGCCCAAGAAUUUCUAAAUCACAAUAAGAGGUCAGUUUUACAGUAUGAAGCUCAAGUGAAAAGCACAUUAAGAAAUCAAUUGACUAAUGUAUUGCCAAAUCAACUCCCACAAGAAGAUAGCUUCUUUACAAACAGAGAAAAGAACCAUGAAAAUAGUGAACUGAGCAUCUGUGGUUCACAGGUGUUCCAAGAAGACUUGGAAAACACAAAAUGUUUGUGCAAAAAUACAGUUUCAACCUCUAAUAAAAUUAGACCUUUGGUCAAACAACGUGGUGGAACAAAUACAGAAAUUGAAAGUCAAGCGCAGAAAAUUCUGCUUUGUUUCAACUCUGGAAAAAAUAUAUUACAAGAGAUGAUUUGUGUUUAUAACAAGCUAGAAUCAAGUUGCACAGAUACUGCAUUGACAAAUCUUUGGAAGCAUCUUGAUGGACAAAAGCAUCAUCAAUCAUCGCUCCCAGAUGAAACACUACUGGAUCCAGUAAAUCUAAGGAAAUCAACUUCAUUAAAUCCAUCCACCAGGAAUAAGAAAAGGGUUAAAAAUAUGCCCAAUCUUAAAGUUAUCAGUGAAACACAAGGUUCACAACUGGAGCCAAAUAUCAGUAAAACUGAAGCAGCCCUGGAUUCUUCACAAGAUACAAAAACUAAUGUUCAGCAAAUGUUAGAAAAACAAGUGCCAACAGAUUUGGAGAGUAGCAGAAACAGCAUUGGCAAGGUUUCUUUAGCACAAUCGAGCACCAGCAUUGUAAGGUCACCUGUACCUGUGCGACUUCUUCCAAUAGAGGGUGAACAAGUCACUGAUAAACAAAAUGAAUGUGGUAUCUCUGAUAGUACAGCUAUAACAUCACAUUCAAAACAAAACUCCUCUUAUUCUUUUUCACCACCUGAAUCAAGCAUGAGGACAGAAAGAUUGAAUGCACAUUCCUUAGCAGAGUUUAACAGACAAAACUCUGUAAGUGAAUACACAAGCAUCUCUGCAUCCAUCAACCAAACCUCCUCCAAUAAGGAUGUGAAUCCUAAGCAAACUCAAAGUCAUAAGCCACUAUGCUUAGAAAUUCAUCCUAGUACAUGUACAGACUGUGUCAGUGCUGGUACAAAAAUCAAGCACGAAGACCUUCUAGAUGAAGAAGUGGCCAAAAAUUUGUGUGCAAUGGAUGUCACUUACAAUAUAACAUUAGAAGGUAAAGGAGAAUGUACAUCAGUUGGAUCAGAUAAAUAUAUAUACAAAUGUGAAGAACUUGAUAUUGCAAAAACAAGCUUAACAAAUAAAUUAACAGAUGUUAAUUAUGGCAAAGAUGAUAUUGUACUGUUGGAUGUAACUCUGUGUAGAGAGCCCACUUUACAGAUGAACAAAUCAUUGCCUUGUGCUAAAGAGAAUAUGAGUGCCAAUGUUCUCAAGUCUGCAAAUGUGGGUCCGAAUGAAACCAAAAAUUUACAGAAUGAAUACAAAACCAAAAUAUCUGCUAAUGAGGCUCUUGCAUCCGAACAAGAGGUGAAACAAGUUGAUACUCUAUUUCAAGGAGACAAACUGAGAGAAAGUAUAAUCCCUGGAGGAAUUCCUCUAAAGUUAGCGGAAUUUGGACAAUGUGUAUCAAUGCCAAAACAGAUUGUUGGAACAAAAUAUACCUCUUCUGUGAAAAAAGAAAAGAUAGCUCUUAAGGAUAAAAAAACAAAGUACAAUACUGUUGAAAAUAUCACAAUGGCAAAACAAAUGCCCACUAAAACCCUACAAAUUUCAAAAUGUACUUCUGUUAAAAUGAAAGAUGCCAAUUUUGAAGUGCCUCACAAUGCCAACUCCAGCUUCAGCAUUUUAUCACGAAAAGAAAAAGAAGUGAAAAGGAAAAUGAACAAGAUGAAUUGCAUCAAUCAAUGGAAUAACUCCACUCCAGAAAGAAACAAAUCUAGUUCCAAAUCAUUGCAGUGCCUCCCCAUUUCAACACAAAGUUGGUUGAGGAAAGAUACACUUAUGCCUUCAACUGCUUGUUUUCUACAAUGUAAAAAAACUCCUGGAUUCCCUUCACUGGAUAAUUCUCAUCUACACCAAGUUUCAUCAAAAGUACCAACUAAACUGCAAGGAGGAACCUUAAAAAAUGGGUCAACCUCUAAUGAAAAAUCUUAUUCAUCUGGUAACAGAAAUAUAAAUAGUCUUAACAAAUCACCAAUUCCGCAGGUUCCAAGAUUAAAUUCCACAAGUGAUUUCUCAGCAUUAAAGUACAGUGAUAUGUUUCAGGAAAUAAAUCCAAUUGAUAAAGGCCCAGGAAUUUAUGAAAUGUUUAGUAGCCCAUUGUAUCGUGCAAUGCGGAAGUCCACAACAUGUGCAACUACUCAUCAAACUGUUCAUUCUGUGCCACAGAGAAGAGGACUGACAUAUGGUUCAGUGUCUUCUCAUCAGUUACCAGGUUAUGAGGUUCACCUAGAUGGCCAGUAUUUGUCAACUAUUAUAGAAGACUCAUUUGAAAAAACAUCAGUCAAAUCUGUCACUUCAGAGAGUCAUGAUAAUAUACACAAUAAAUCAUCUGCUGCCAGUGUUGAUGGAGGAAAUCUGGGAGAUUAUGCAACUGAUCACCAUAUGUCAUCAAUGCUCCCAAAAAUCAUAGUUACAGAUAACUGUGAUAUUGACUUAUUUGAGUUAGAACAGUAUCUGAAUAAAAAAAAUGAAGCUGAUAUAAAAUCAGCCAAAAGAACAGAUUUUGUAGGGACUAAUGUAUCACAAGACCCUACAGCAGUUCUGUCUAAUGGAAUUAAUCAGGAUGUUGUAGUUGAUGAAGCAGAAACUACUUUCUUGUGUCCUGAAGACCAGGAUAACAUCAGUUCCUAUGGAGCAAAAGCCACUUCACAUCCAAAUGCUAAUCAAACAAGUUUUCCAGUUCAACCAUUGAUUAAUACAUGGACUGUGGAACAGAUGAACCCAGCAUUUCAGUUUAAAUGUGGUAAGGAGGACAGCAUCGCAGAUGGACGACUUAAUUGUCUGACAUCAGCGUUAUUAUUAGAAGAAAAGAAUACUUACGAUAGCAAAAUACAAGUGGCCACACAUGUCCAACAAAAGGAAUGUUAUGGUAAUAAAGACAAUGAGUCUGAAAAUACAAAUGAGAAAAUGAUAAAUGAAAAAUCUUUCCAGAGUGCUGAAUAUACAGUUACAAAACUAUCAAAGACUUCUAGCAGACCUAGCAGUUCACUUUGUAAUACCAUAAGGUCUGAGUGCAGCUCCAAUUGUGAGGAUGUCAUUAUAUGGACUAAAGGCAAUGUGCUUGGGAAAGGAGCCUAUGGCACAGUAUAUUGUGGUCUAACCAGUCAAGGUCAAUUAAUCGCUGUUAAACAGGUUGUCUUGGAUGCAACAAAUCAAACCAUAGCAGAAAAGGAAUAUCAGAAACUGGAAGAGGAAAUCGAGCUACUUAAAGAUUUAAAGCAUGUCAACAUUGUGCAUUUCCUAGGUACAAACCUAGAGGCCAAUGUUGUCAGCAUUUUCAUGGAGUUUGUUCCUGGUGGAUCCAUAGCUGGUAUUAUAAGUUGUUUUGGGCCAUUAUCAGAGCCUGUUUUUUGUGGAUAUACGAAACAAGUUUUAAAAGGAGUGGACUAUUUACAUGAUAACAAAGUAAUUCACAGAGAUAUAAAAGGAAACAAUGUCAUGCUUAUGCCUAAUGGUGUGAUAAAGCUCAUUGAUUUUGGAUGUGCCAAACGCAUGACUUGUGUGAAUAUGAAUGAGACACAUGGUGAAAUGUUAAAAUCAAUGCAUGGAACUCCUUAUUGGAUGGCACCUGAAGUGAUUAAUGAGACUGGACAUGGCAAAAAAUCUGAUAUUUGGAGUAUUGGCUGCACAGUAUUUGAAAUGGCUUCUGGGAAACCACCUUUGGCACAUAUGGACAAAAUGGCAGCCAUGUUUUACAUUGGAGCACAUCGAGGGCUGAUGCCCAACCUUCCUGAUCAGUUUUCAGAGAAUGCUCAAGAUUUUGUACAGAUUUGUCUGACAAGGGACCAACACAAGCGUCCUUCAGCAAAACAGCUACUGCAGCAUGCAUUCAUCAUAAAGAAACAAAAGAAGCAGCCAUUCCAGGAAAGUAAAAUUGUGGUCAAAGCAGAAUCACAAGUAACGAUUGUUUCAAAGAACAGAUCACUGGGCAUCACAGAACUUUAA